AUGGACGCCGGCACGGUGCGGUGCACGGCCAACUACGCGCCGCUCACGCCGCUCAGCUUCGUCGAGCGCGCCGCGGCGGUGUACAGCGACCGCACCGCGGUGGUGUACGGGGAGGCCCGGCGGCGCACGUGGAGGGAGGUGCGGGAGCGCUGCGUCCGCGUGGCUGCCGCGCUCGCCGCACGUUUCGGCGUCGCCCGCGGUGACGUGGUGGCUGUGCUCAGCCCGAACGUGCCGGCGAUGUACGAGCUGCACUUCGCCGUGCCCAUGGUCGGCGCCGUCCUCUGCACGUUCAACACGCGCCACGACGCGCCCAUGGUGUCCGCCCUGCUCAAGCACUCCGGCGCCAAGGUGUUCCUCGUCGAGUCCAGCCUCCUCGACGUCGGGACAGCCGCCCUCAAGCGCCUCACCAACUCAGAGCCCGGCGCCGCCAGCAUUCCGGUCCUCGUAACCAUCUCGGACGACGCCGGCCAAGACUCCGGCCGGGCAGCGAACUACGACUACGAGGGCCUGAUAAAGAGCGCUCCGUCUGAGUUUGACAUCCGGUGGCCGGCGGACGAGCUGGACCCGAUCACGCUCAACUACACGUCCGGCACGACUUCGCGGCCCAAGGGCGUGGUGUACAACCACCGGGGCGCCUACCUCAACACCAUCGGCACCGUCCACGCCUACGACAUCACCCCGAUGCCCACCUACCUGUGGACGGUGCCCAUGUUCCACUGCAACGGCUGGCACCUGCUGUGGGGCGUCGCCAUGCAGGGCGGCACCAACGUCUGCCUCCGCCACUUCACCGCCAGCGUCAUCUUCGAUAGCAUCGUGCGCCACGGGGUGACGCACAUGGGCGGCGCGCCCAUGGUGCUCAACAUGAUCGUCAACGCGCCCGCCGCGGACCGGAGGCCGCUGCCGGGGAUGGUGCGCGUCAUGACGGGCAGCGCGCCGCCGCAGCCCCGCGUCCUGGCCGGGAUGGAGGAGCUCGGCUUCGGGGUGUACCACAUCUACGGCCUCACGGAGACGUACGGCCCGGCCAUCGUGUGCGCGUGGAUGCCGGAGUGGGACGCGCUGCCGGCCGAGGAGCGCGCGCAGCUCAAGGCGCGGCAGGGGUUCCACCACGUCGCGAUGGAGGAGGUCGAUGUCAAGGACCCGGCGACCAUGGAGAGCGUGUCGCGCGACGGCGAGGCGGUGGGCGAGGUGAUGUUCCGCGGCAACACCGUCAUGAGCAGAUACUACAACGACAUCACCGCCACCAAGGAGUCCAUGGCCGGCGGGUGGCUGCACACUGGCGACCUUGCCGUGCGGCACCCGGACGGGUACAUCCAGCUCAAGGACCGGGCCAAGGACAUCAUCAUAUCGGGCGGCGAGAACAUCAGCUCCAUCGAGGUGGAGUCGGUGAUCUUCAGCCACCCGGCGGUGCUGGAGGCGGCGGUCGUGGCGAGGCCCGACGACCACUGGGGGGAGACGCCAUGCGCGUUCGUCAAGCUGAAGGACGGUGCUAUUGCCACGGAUGCAGAGAUCAUCGGCUUCUGCCGGGAGAGGCUGCCGCACUUCAUGGCGCCCAAGACGGUGGUGUUUGAGGAUCUGCCCAAGACUUCGACGGGGAAGACGCAGAAGUUUGUUCUCCGAGAGAAGGCCCGGGCAAUGGGCAGCCUUACCAAGAUAGUAGGAAACAACAGCAAACUGUAA
Triticum dicoccoides is the source of this 1677-nucleotide messenger RNA. Its product is annotated as probable acyl-activating enzyme 1, peroxisomal. The transcript is spliced from 2 exons. NCBI's taxonomy places the organism in Eukaryota, Viridiplantae, Streptophyta, Magnoliopsida, Poales, Poaceae. The record is from RefSeq and is a predicted model, not a curated record. Bases 1 to 1677 code for a protein of 558 amino acids.